UAAAUUAAAAAAAUCCAUCUCAGCUCUCUCUUCUCUCGCCACUCUCUCCCAGUCUCCCUCAAGCUCGUCGCCGGCUCCUCAAGCUCGUCGCUGCCUCAAGCUUGCGUCGCCACCUCAAGCUCGUCGCUGCCUCAAGCUUGCGUCGCCACCUCAAGCUCGUCGCUGCCUCAAGCUUGCGUCGCCACCUCAAGCUUGUCCCUGCCUCAAGCUCGCGUCGCCGCCUCAAGCUCGUCGCAAGCUCUGUCGCGCUAAGCUCGUCUUCCUGGCUUCUCUGUUCGAGGCUUGGAGCAGCUCGCCGCCGUAUCGCCGGUCGCCGUCAUUUCGCCGGUCGCCGUCCGUGUCUCCGUCUAAGGUUUAGUGUGAUUAGGGAUUACUUGUUGCUGUUUAGUGCGCCGGUAACAUUUCUGGACAAGAUGGCUUAUUGGACUGUUAAAUCGCUCAGAUUCCCCACUGAUCUAUUCUUUCAGUUUAUGAAGGGGAAAGGUCCUUUUACAAAGAAGAAGACAUUGCUAUUCCAGUAAAUGUGUUAGAUCCUUUUCAUUUGCAGAUUUUUCCCUCACGUGUUCCUUCUUCUCUGCGGAAUUUGAGGAUCUGCAUCUGUGGCUGAUCUCUGUCUCUCCUCUGCCGUUGUCGUGCCUCUGUCUUCUAUGUUAGCAGUUCAUUGAAGGUGGAGCAGAGGCUGAAAUAAACUCAGAUAGUGAAGUUGACUCAGUGGAAAACCUGAAUGAAUCAAUCCUUCUUCAGGAUGAAGAACAUGAAAACAAAGGAAAAGAUGAGAGCUGUGAAGCUGCAGUGCAUCUGAAAGGGAAGAUGCAACUGACGAGUGUCAAGAAUGGCAAAGAGAAUGACAGAAAAAGAAAGGUCAGAAGUUGAGUUCAAGGCUUUGUUGAUGGAGCGCAUUGCGCUGGUUUUCAUCGCCGCCAUCACUGCUUCAAUAUGGUGGCCAUGUGCAGCACACACCGUGGCCACUUGCCCUAGUACUGAUGAUCUUCACACGUGGUCAUUUAUUUCUCUGGUGCUGUUUACCUACACCAUCAUGCCCGCAUUCUACGUUUUCCGGUGGUUCUAUACCGCCGAGAUGUCACCGUGGGUAGGGAGAAUCCUCUUCAUUCUGGAGAGGUUGCUGGUGGUAGUUAUGCCUGCUGCGGUUCCCCGGGGAUCCAUCUUUGUUAAUCCAACUUUCUUAAUGUAUUUCUUGUCUCUUCUCGUUACUGGCGCAUACUUCCUCUGCUGCCUUGAUCGAUUUUUAUUCUUUGUUGACAGUAAUAGCUUCUGUUCUGAUGAAACCGGUAUAAAUUCCGCCAAAAGAGAAGUAGAAGAAAAGGAUCAUGAUAAUGGGAAAGACCACGAGGAGGAAAAGGAAGAGGAAGAGGUUCACCCAAGUGAUGAUGAAUUCAAAGAGGAAGAGGAAGAGGAAGAGGAAGAGGUUCACACAAGUGAUAAUGAAUUCAAAGAAGUAGUGUGGGUGGAAGAGGUUCACCCAAGUAAUGAUGAAUUCAAAGAGGAAGAGAAAGAGGUUCACACAAAUGAUAAUGAAUUCAAAGUAGUAGUGUGGGUGGAAGAGGUUCACACAAGUGAUAAUGAAUUCAAAGAAGUAGUGUGGGUGGAAGAGGUUCACCUAAGUAAUGAUGAAUUCAAAGAGGAAGAGAAAGAGGAAGAGGUUCACACAAGUGAUAAUGAAUUCAAAGAAGUAGUGUGGGUGGAAGAGGUUCACCUAAGUAAUGAUGAAUUCAAAGAGGAAGAGAAAGAGGAAGAGGUUCACACAAGUGAUAAUGAAUUCAAAGUAGUAGUGUGGGUGGAAGAGGUUCACCCAAGUAAUGAGGAAGAGGAUGAUGAGUCUACGAUUUCGGAGUGGCUAAGUAAGAAGACGAAUAAAGAAUGCUCCAAGUGUGAGGCAAUGUUGGGUGAAUGGCACUUAGCAUUUGAGAAGAUGGAAAAAUUGGCCACAAUGUUUAUGGAAGAUGCCAUGAUGGAAGCAAAGAAAAGGCAACAACAAUUGGAAGAAUUUUAUAAAAAAGAGAUAUCAGAAUUGGAUCAAGAAAUCCAAGCUUUAAACCAAGAAAGAGAGGAAUUGCUCGAUACAAUAGAAGAACUAACAAAGUCAGAGGAAGAAGCCAGAGAUUUGUACGAAAAGGAGAAAAAAGAGCGGGAGCAAGAAAAGCUUUCAUCAGCAAUAAAAGAAGCCGAAAAUUUUAGACAACAAUUGUUGGUUGAACAUUAUCGGGGUUUUGCAUGGAACGGUCAUUGCUAGUUAGUUAGAAUUAGUCCAAAACUAAACUCUUCUUUUAGAGAAAAUACUUGAUUUGCUCUCUGAAAUUACACUCAAGUCUCUAUUUAGUCCUUAAAAUUUUAAUCGUUUCAAUUUAGUUUCUAAACUUUUCGA
Messenger RNA from Arachis ipaensis, 2383 nucleotides. RefSeq lists its product as uncharacterized. Lineage: Eukaryota; Viridiplantae; Streptophyta; Magnoliopsida; Fabales; Fabaceae. The record is from RefSeq and is a predicted model, not a curated record.